AGAGACACAGCAUUCCCAGGGAGAGUAUUAUUGGUUGUAUACGGAAUUUUAAAUUAUAUGAUGACACUGUUGGGAAACCUGGGGUGAGCCACGAAGCUUCACCCUGCCUUGAUGGAUUCACAGAGAUGGGGACAUACUUCAGUGGCGGUCACAUCAUCUUAGAUAAUUACUUUACUGUUGGCUCUCAGUUUGUGUUAGCUUUUGAGCUGCGUCCUCAACACCUGACAGGUCUCCUCUUCCAUGUUAAAAAUGAAAAGGCCAGCCUUGAUGUGUUCUUAAUGGACAGCAAGGUGGGUGUCAAAGUGAAUGAUGGUAACAGGGCUGUCAAAGUCUCAGUGACUCCUCUUGAAAGCCUCUGUGAUGGAAAGUUUCACAUGAUUACAGUGUCAAAAGAAGACAAAGUUAUCAAACUAACGGUGGACUCUGUGUCUGACCAGAGAGAGGGCCACUACAUAUCCACCACACACUUAACAACUAUGGAUUCGCUUUACAUUGGAGGGACAACAAAGCAAAACCAAAUCCCAGUGUCAGCACCAUUUGUAGGCUGCUUGCGAAAUGUGAAGGUUAAUGGUACGCCUGUUACAUUUGAGACAGCAUCCAGGGUGGUUGGCCAUGUGAGCAUCAAUAAAUGUCCUGUAGACUGA
Scomber scombrus (Atlantic mackerel) is the source of this 644-nucleotide messenger RNA. RefSeq names its product laminin subunit alpha-4-like. Bases 126 to 644 code for a protein of 172 amino acids. The record is from RefSeq and is a predicted model, not a curated record. NCBI's taxonomy places the organism in Eukaryota, Metazoa, Chordata, Actinopteri, Scombriformes, Scombridae. The transcript is spliced from 5 exons.